This is a messenger RNA of Plectropomus leopardus (leopard coralgrouper), 1596 nucleotides long. RefSeq names its product LysM, putative peptidoglycan-binding, domain containing 2 (gene lysmd2). NCBI's taxonomy places the organism in Eukaryota, Metazoa, Chordata, Actinopteri, Perciformes, Serranidae. The record is from RefSeq and is a predicted model, not a curated record.
CCUGGACGUUCUGGACGUUUUUACGUCAACGUAACGGAUCUAUGACAAAGCUACCCGUGAGGUAGUGGUCUCCGAAACAUGUCUCUUGUCCCCAGGGCUGACACGGUGAACAUGACCGGGGAUGGGAACCUCCCUGCCGCCUAAACCAGCGAUUUACUUCCCCGCAGCGACUCAACCGGCGCGUUAAAACAGACGGAGGUGACCGGGCUCUUUAUUUAUUCAAGAGAAGAUGGCGGAGUUUUCGCCCGUCCUGCCGAUGCGGGAUGGAGGAGGACGCUUCGGUCAGCCCAUCUUCCCUCGGUCCAGGUCCGGCUCCGAGUCCGAGAGCGAACUGUCCCAGAGCCUGGCCCGGACCAAGAUCCGCUCGUACGGAAGCACAGCCAGCGUCACGGCCUCUCUGGGGGAGAAAUACAUAGAGCAUCGGGUUACUGACAGUGAUACCCUGCAAGGGAUUGCUCUGAAAUACGGUGUUACGAUGGAGCAAAUCAAGAGAGCCAACAAGCUGUUCAGCAACGACUGCAUUUUUCUGAAGAACAGCCUCAACAUCCCCGUGGUGUCGGAGAAGCGCUCCAUAUUUAACGGACUGUCUCUGGAGUCUCCCGAUGGGGACGGCGAAGCAGCGUGCCAGGAGGCAGAUACACCUUGUGUUAUGUUGCAGGAUAUCGAGGGACCCUCGCCACCCCCUUCCCCGCCCCCUGAGGACUCCAAACCCCCCCAGCCAGAGGAGCUGUCAGCCAAAGACUUCUUACACAGACUGGACUUGCAAAUUAAACAAUCAAAGCAGGCGGCACGCAGGCUGAAAGAAGAGGAAGUGAGGAACAAUGAGGAGGACUACACAGCCCCCACAACGUCAUAUCAGGAGAUAUAAAGCGCCAGUCUGUUUACUGCACACACACAUCCGUGCUCACACACUACCACAACGCUGUCGCUUUUAUUUUUUUCUCUUUACCCUUUUGCUUUUACCAAACCCCGUUAAACAAAAGUGUCAUGUUUGCCUUUUAUUUAUUGAUAUGCAAUUACUCCGAUGUAUAUGAUUGUCAUUGUUUGUAGAGUUUGACUUGGAGACUUCACGGCAGGGGGGAGCAUCUGAUGUAAAUAGCAUCCGAGCACACGUGCCCAUCCACUCAUCAUAUGCUUCUGAAGCUGCUGUACAGAACCCACCUGCUGCAUAUGUUCAUAUACACACACACACACACACACACACACACACACACACACACACACACACACACACACACACACACACAUACACAGCGCUCAGCAAUUCCAGAAGGAUUAGCUUGUUAGACUUGCUAACUGCUUCUGAUGUGCUAAAUCCCCUCCUAGAAUAGUAUCAUUGGAGAGUAUAUUCAGGCCUUCCUCAUCAGUGUUUACCCUGAAUGAGCACACCCCACACACACGCGGUGGAUGGACCCAAGCCUUUGAACAUUUGCCUCAUAGAAGCUUUUUUUCUUUGGGAAAAAGAAGGGACUGCUUUAUUUUUGAAGUGUGAAUGCAUUAUUUAUGUGUGUGGAGAACUGUUUGUAACUGCUGUUUAUUGUGCUUUUAAAUUCUGUUGGUUUUAUUUGGGGAGAAUAAAUGUGUAAUUAAGCCAGA